AGAUGGGACUGUCUAUAAUGAUAGACAAAUGAAAGAUUUUCUCAAGAUUCUUAUUCAUCUACUUUUUAUUUUGAAAAUGGGUUGGUUGAACUUGAAAAUUAACUCAUUGAAAUUGAAUAAGUAAACAAUUAAAUUGGAUUCGGUUGGAUGGUACUAACAAAAUCGUGUGCUAACUCUCCUUUCUUUUGAAUUAACCGAUCAACUUGACAUCGGAGAUUUAUUUUGAAUGCGAUCCUGUUCGCAAAAAAUUUCGAGAUUUUUUACUUUAUUGUUAUAUUAUGAAUAUGAGAAUGAAUCCUACUACUUCUGGUUCUGGGGUUACCACGCUUGACAAAAAGACACUGGGGCGUAUCGCCCAAAUCAUUGGUCCGGUACUAGAUGUAGCCUUUCCGCCAGGCAAAAUGCCUAAUAUUUAUAACGCUCUGGUAGUUAAGGGUCGAGAUACUGCUGGUCAACCAAUUAAUGUGACUUGUGAGGUACAGCAAUUAUUAGGAAACAAUCGAGUUAGGGCCGUAGCUAUGAGUGCUACAGAUGGUCUAACGAGAGGGAUGGACGUAAUUGAUACGGGAGCUCCACUAAGUGUUCCGGUCGGUGGAGCGACUCUCGAACGAAUUUUCAACGUGCUUGGCGAGCCUGUUGAUAAUUUAGGUCCUGUAGAUACUAGUACAACAUUUCCUAUUCAUAGAUCUGCGCCUGCCUUUAUACAGUUAGAUACAAAAUUAUCUAUUUUUGAAACCGGAAUUAAAGUAGUAGAUCUUUUAGCCCCUUAUCGCCGUGGAGGAAAAAUCGGACUAUUCGGGGGAGCUGGCGUGGGUAAAACAGUACUCAUUAUGGAAUUGAUUAACAAUAUUGCCAAAGCUCACGGAGGCGUAUCUGUAUUUGGCGGAGUCGGUGAACGGACUCGUGAAGGAAAUGAUCUUUACAUGGAAAUGAAAGAAUCUGGAGUAAUUAAUGAAAAAAAUAUUCCAGAAUCAAAAGUAGCUCUAGUUUACGGUCAGAUGAAUGAACCGCCGGGAGCUCGUAUGAGAGUUGGUUUGACUGCCCUAACUAUGGCGGAAUAUUUCCGAGAUGUUAAUGAACAAGAUGUACUUUUAUUUAUUGACAAUAUCUUCCGUUUUGUCCAAGCAGGAUCUGAAGUAUCCGCCUUGUUGGGUAGAAUGCCUUCCGCUGUGGGUUAUCAACCUACCCUUAGUACCGAAAUGGGUUCUUUACAAGAAAGAAUUACUUCUACCAAAGAAGGGUCCAUAACUUCUAUUCAAGCUGUUUAUGUACCUGCAGAUGAUUUGACCGACCCUGCUCCUGCUACGACAUUUGCACAUUUAGAUGCUACUACCGUACUAUCAAGGGGAUUAGCCGCCAAAGGUAUCUAUCCAGCAGUAGAUCCUUUAGAUUCAACGUCAACUAUGCUACAACCCCGGAUCGUUGGUGAAGAACAUUAUGACACUGCACAAGAGGUUAAGCAAACUUUACAACGUUACAAAGAACUUCAAGAUAUUAUAGCUAUUCUUGGAUUGGACGAAUUAUCCGAAGAGGAUCGUUUAACGGUAGCAAGAGCGCGAAAAAUUGAGCGUUUCUUAUCACAACCUUUUUUUGUAGCAGAAGUAUUUACGGGUUCUCCGGGAAAAUAUGUUGGUUUAGCAGAAACAAUUAGAGGCUUUCAAUUAAUCCUUUCCGGAGAAUUAGAUGGUCUUCCUGAACAGGCUUUUUAUUUGGUAGGUAACAUCGAUGAAGCUACGGCGAAGGCUAUGAACUUAGAAAUGGAGAAAGUGAAAGAAAUCAUUUUAUCUACUAAUAGUGGACAAAUUGACGUAUUACCAAAUCACGCUCCUAUUGCCACAUCAGUAGAUAUAGGUAUUUUGAGAAUACGCCUUAACGACCAAUGGCUAACGAUGGCUCUGAUGGGCGGUUUUGCUAGAAUAGGUAAUAAUGAGAUCACUGUUUUAGUAAAUGAUGCAGAGAAAAGUGGUGACAUUGAUCCACAAGAAGCUCAGCAAACUCUUGAAAUAGCGGAAGCUGCUUUGAGAAAAGCUGAAGGAAAGAGACAAACAAUUGAGGCAAAUCUAGCUCUCCGACGGGCUAGGACACGGGUAGAGGCUAUCAAUGCGAUUUCAUAACCACUAGGUGCGUCCGAAUAAUCAUCGAUUUAUACACUUAUACACCCUUUGGGUGUUUUGUUUGACUUGAUUCUGUCGAGUAAAUACAAUCAAGCAAAAUCAGAUUUUGAUGCAACGAAAAAGAAAUAGAAAAGAUAAAAAAUCAAUAUCACUAAAAGAAAAUGGGUAUAAAAACUUAUUAGAUACCAUGGACCGCGGUAUCUAAUAAGUUCUACCUACUAUUGGAUUUGAACCAAUGACUCCCGCCGUAUGAAAGCAAUACUCUAACCGCUGAGUUAAGUAGGUCAUUUAUCUUCACAAAGAAAACCAAAAGGGACUCAUCCCAUCGA
Lactuca sativa (garden lettuce) is the source of this 2443-nucleotide messenger RNA. Lineage: Eukaryota; Viridiplantae; Streptophyta; Magnoliopsida; Asterales; Asteraceae. The record is from RefSeq and is a predicted model, not a curated record.